CUCUCCUUUCCUCCUUCCUCCUCUUUUUGUCUCUAUCUUUCUUUUUCCCCCCUCUCUUUUCCUUUUUUUUCUCUCUCUCCUUCCUCCUACUUUUCUGUCUCUCUGGCUCUCUCUGUCUCCCUGUCUCUUGUCUUUCUGUGCCUGUCUCUCUUUCUGUGUGUGUGUUUGUCAACAUCUCAGUCUUUAUCUCUCUCUGUCUCUGUCCGUUUCUCUGUCUCUUUGUCUUUCAGUGUCUCUCUCUCUCUCUUGCCCCGCUUUCUUCCACCCACUCCUCCUCACCCCUUUGCUUUGUUUUCAUUGCCACCUGAAAACUUUGGCUCACAGUUCAGAAAUAAGAAGUAAAUGCGGAUUCCCAAGUCUUUCUUUUCACAGCUGUCUAGUUCAUGAGUUGAACUGCAGUACUUCUGAGUUCAUCCGUUCACUCCAAAACGACCAACUUCUGUUGUAAACUUUCCCUCCAGGACACGUGACAAUACAUUGCUUGAAUAUAUAUCCCAGCUGCAGGAGCAAAAAAGCUUUCAGAACUUCAGGCAUCUGGGAGAGGAAGAUUUCUGUUGGACUUUGUGUUAGAAGGAAUUAAGGAUUUCAUUUGGAUUUUCCAUUCCUGUCUCUUAGGAUUGUGAAAGCUCAACUUUGAUGCCUGAGAUGGAUGAUGCAGUGGCUAACACUUCCUUACCUGAAACCUUCAGCUCCCUGCCCGAGCCCCAGACCUCCACCAAUGUGGGUGGGAGUGGGAGUGAGUACUUUUACGUUCUGGUUGUCAUGUCCUUCUAUGGCAUCUUCUUAAUUGGAAUCAUGCUGGGCUAUAUGAAGUCUAAGAGAAGGGAGAAGAAAUCUAACCUGCUUCUGCUCUACAAGGAUGAAGAGAGGCUCUGGGGGGAAGCCAUGAAGCCUCUGCCCAUUGUGUCAGGGCUGAGGUCAACCCAGGUGCCCUUGAUGCUGAACAUGCUUCAGGAGAGCAUGGGACCGGCUCUGUCGUGCACCAUCUGCUCCAUGGAAGCAGGCAGCGUGAGCUCCGAGUCAUCCUCCCCUGAUGUGCAUUUUACCAUCCAGGAGGAAGUGCCCGAUGAUGAACUAGGAGAGACCUCAGAGACACCCCUCCACGAAAGCAGCGAGGGGUCUUCGGAGAACAUCCCUCAGAAUUCCUAGCACUCUGUGGUGACCUCCAGAGGUGGCCCUGUUAGCCAGAAUACUUAGCACGAGGAAGGAGAUAUGCCCAGCAUCUGAUUCCACUUCUCCAGUGCAGCUGCCACUUUAGAGAGACUCAUGUCUGGCCCCUGUCACGGGUCCCAGGGUAGUGGCUCAACCUGAGAUGGCAGGAUCAAGGAAUCAAAUGAUGUGCUCAGGACCUGGACUUGGUAUUGAAAAAGUCCCGCCAAGAGACACCGUUUGUAUAUUUAAUGCCAUACUUGGGUUUUUAAUUGUACCUGUUCAGAACAUGGUAUGGUGACGUUUCUGUUAUUUCCCUGGAUGCUUGUAAAAGGUACUGCAUCAUCUGCCUUUGCUCAGAGUACUGCAAUGUCUAGGGCCAAAGCUUCAGCACUGGAGGUUAUUAAUCCAAGUUUCUCUUUGGUAGAAAAGGAAACUGAGGUUCAGAAAAGCUUCAAGUCACUGGUCUAAAAUCAAACAGGUAAUAAGUGGAAAAACUGGGUUUGGCCUCUAAUCCAGGAUUCCACCCAGCCUCUUGGAAUAGUAGAGAGAAUUUGCUUAAUACCAGGGAUUCCUUUUGAUUCCCUAAUGCCCCUAGAAUUUUGUUCUCCUAGAUCACUGAUUAACUGUUCACAGACCAGGGCAGACUUCUUGCAAAGGCUAUGGAGGGUUAGGAUGAAAGACUUGACAAAGCCAAGUUUGACAGUGGAAAAAUUGAUCACCUGAACUCGAUGAUCUAUCACAUGUACUGUAAAAACUCUUUCUGUACUUAAAAUCAUUUGAGACCAUUUCAAUAAUUUACCAUCUGGGUCCUAACCUGUAACCUCUGACUUUCUGAUGUCACUUGGCUGGGCUCUUUGAUUUGGGAGAUCAGCUUCUUUUGGGGAAGUAGCAUGAAACCAGGAAGCCUUAAUUUCCUUUGCAGCUGGCUGGCGUGGUUGGGGAAUGGUCUUGAUGUGUCCUCCUGGCUGUCACUACGGAGGCCAGAGCACUAUUGUCAACACCCCUUGCCUUUCUAGCCAACUCUCUUUGCAAGACAGACGUAAUAGGGGCCUUCUAAAUGUGGUUCUUUAUCACGUAGCUGGGAACAGGAAGGGCAUUCUCACGCGGAGAGCACGGGAAUGGGGGACCAAAUCCCGUGGCCUCUGGUUCCUGGUUCUACCACUCAUUUGCUGUGUGGUCCUGGGCAUUGGCCCAAAGCCUCCGCGUCCUCAUUUGGCAAAUGAGUUUCAUAAUGAUACUUACUCCCCAGAGACGUGGGGGAGGAUUUCUUUAGAUUUUUAAGGCUCUGCAAUAAAUACUUCUCUGCCUGGGGUGAGGGAUGCUUUGGGGAGUACAAAAUAUUCUUCCCAUAGUUAGUUAGUGUUGGGGUGGGGGUGUGUGGAUUCUGUGGAUAAAGGAAUAGAUAGAGAUCCAGGGCUCCUGGUGCUGAGAGAACUUGGUUUUCCCAGAAAAGAAUCUAAGGAGGAGACAAUUCAUUUGGUCUGGAGAGUGUCCUGAUAUUCCCUGGAAAUGGGGUAUGCACAGAACUGUGAGACUGAUAUUUAGAUGAGUCUGGCAGUGCCUCAAGCAAAAGGAAUUGGAAGUUUGAAAGAAUGGCGUCCAGCAAUGCUCCUUAAAUGCCUUCACAUAUUCUUGUGUUAAAAUAACUUUGUGACCAUUCCCUUCUGGUGUUCUGAGCCUAGAAGAAAGGGAGAACACGUGAGACAGAGAAUAAAGAAAGAAGGAAAAAUAACGGGAAUAAGAAAGCUGCAAAGGAGGGAGGGGGGAUGAGAAAAGGAGGGAAGGAUGACAGGAAGGAGACUGCUAGGAAUGGGAUGGGGGAUACAGGCUGCAGCCACUGCAUCCCUGUGCAAGGGUUAACAGUUGAAAAGUUGGAUCGUCACUCUGCUGUGUCAGAAAGACACAAGAAAUUUAUGUUUGGGAGGGGAAAAAAAGGGCCCUCUUGGUCACUUAAAACGCAAAGGGUAGAUUUACUCCAAAGGGGGUUGUUUAAGUUUGAAAGAAGCCAAGUUAAGUUUGGCCCCUUGCCUGGAAUCACUUGAAUUCUGAAACUUUACUGAGACCGACAGACUUGCGAGUUGUCACAUUUUCCAUUACUUGCUUCAUCCCUGAGGUUUGGUGCAAGUCUAUCUGUGCCUAUGAAACAAACACGGUGUACAUACUUAUGAUUGUACUGAGUUGUAUAGAAUUGUCUCUUGUAUUUAACAGUUUGUAUUUUUCACAAAGUUUUUUAUUUAACUAAAUAAACACAUUUUUUCCUCCUA
Molecule: messenger RNA, 3416 nt
Organism: Antechinus flavipes (yellow-footed antechinus)
Lineage: Eukaryota; Metazoa; Chordata; Mammalia; Dasyuromorphia; Dasyuridae
Gene: KCNE4
Product: potassium voltage-gated channel subfamily E regulatory subunit 4
Exons: 2
Coding region: 637-1149 (170 amino acids)
Biological process (GO): membrane repolarization during action potential; regulation of ventricular cardiac muscle cell membrane repolarization; potassium ion export across plasma membrane
Cellular component (GO): membrane
Molecular function (GO): voltage-gated potassium channel activity involved in ventricular cardiac muscle cell action potential repolarization; potassium channel regulator activity; transmembrane transporter binding
Source: RefSeq, a predicted model, not a curated record